AUGUCAAAAGUACCAAGAAGUUUCAGGUUAUUGGAAGAACUAGAGAAGGGUGAAAAGGGCCUUGGACCUGAAUCCUGUAGUUACGGUUUAGCUGAUGCAGAUGAUAUUACAAUGACUAGAUGGAAUGGUACAAUCCUUGGACCACCACACAGUAACCAUGAGAACCGUAUAUACUCGGUUUCCAUUGAAUGUGGACCAAAAUACCCUGAUGAACCACCCACUAUCACAUUUAUCUCUAAGAUAAACCUUCCAUGUGUGGAUCAAUCCACAGGUGAAGUUAAUAAAGAAAAGUUUAACACAUUAAAGGAUUGGAAAAGACUUUAUAAUAUGGAGACUAUUCUGCUAGACCUCAGAAAAGAGAUGGCUUCUCCAGCAAAUAAGAAGCUAGUUCAACCAGAAGAAGGAAGCACUUUCAAAUGA
Messenger RNA from Nakaseomyces glabratus, 420 nucleotides. RefSeq names its product E2 ubiquitin-conjugating protein MMS2 (gene MMS2). Gene Ontology annotation, cellular component: nucleus. Lineage: Eukaryota; Fungi; Ascomycota; Saccharomycetes; Saccharomycetales; Saccharomycetaceae. The record is from RefSeq and is a predicted model, not a curated record. Gene Ontology annotation, biological process: DNA damage tolerance; protein K63-linked ubiquitination.